Molecule: messenger RNA, 300 nt
Organism: Penicillium waksmanii
Lineage: Eukaryota; Fungi; Ascomycota; Eurotiomycetes; Eurotiales; Aspergillaceae
Exons: 1
Coding region: 1-300 (99 amino acids)
Source: RefSeq, a predicted model, not a curated record
AUGGAUUGCCUCAGAUCGCAUCUCCCGCAAUCCCUGCAAUCCCUCCUGGACUCCUGCGACUCCUCCUAUGUCGAACAUGCCCCAUUCGCCGCUGUCGCCUUGACCUCCCUACUCGCCGUCUACGUGGGGGUGCUCUACAUUCGAAGCCAGCGCGAGGCUGCUGUGCCAUUUAACGUGCCUCUGCCAAAGGAAGUGCGCGACUCAUCCGCAGGAAUCAAGUGGGAGGAUGUCAAGGGACGAGAGAAGCAGAUCCUGGAGGACCAGGUUCGAGGAGUGAGUUGUCCCAGUCGAGGAGCUUGA